Messenger RNA from Vicia villosa (hairy vetch), 867 nucleotides. RefSeq lists its product as uncharacterized. Bases 1 to 867 code for a protein of 288 amino acids. NCBI's taxonomy places the organism in Eukaryota, Viridiplantae, Streptophyta, Magnoliopsida, Fabales, Fabaceae. The record is from RefSeq and is a predicted model, not a curated record. The transcript has a single exon.
AUGGAAGCAAGGGGCCGUUUUGCUGGAGCAGCAGAUGGUUGGGUAGAAAUGCAUUGCGCUGUGAGUUUCCUAAUCUGUUUCAGGUUCUGGAAUGUGAAGGAAUUGGGUGAGUGGGUGAACAAUCACUGGAGGUGGCGGAUUGUGGAGUGUGAAUCAAAUCUGACCCAGGUAGAGUUAGAAGAAUGGGGGGAGUUGAGACAACUUCUAUUAGAUGUAGCACCUAAGUGGAGGGAGAAGGAUUUCUUUGUUUGGCCAUUAAAUGGAUCGGGGGUGUUCAAUGUAAAAGACUAUUAUGGGAGCAUGGUUUUGGAACAGACUGAUAUGGAAGAGGAUCCUGCGACCAAAAAAGCUUGGUCAAUAGUGUGGAAGUCAUGGAUGCCUUCGAAGGUCAAAAUUUUUGCUUGGAGAUUGUUCAAAGAUAGAUUGGCAACAAGGGUAGAGCUGGUAAAGAGAGGCAUUAUAGAAAACAACAAUGCAUCAUUUUGUGUAUUUGGCUGCCAAUGUCAGAAAAAUAUUCACCAUUUGUUCCUUUCUUGUGGUAUAGUAGUCGGGGUGUGGGGGAAAGUUUAUCAGUGGCUUGGGAUUGCUCAGCAAGUUCACACAAUAUGUUGUGAAGAAUUUUUGCAUAUGGUAGGGUUGUUGAAAAGGAGUUGCGUGAAGAGUAGGGUGGGAGUGAUAUGGGUGACAGUUUGUUGGUGUAUCUGGAAACAACGUAACGACUUAAUCUUUAACAAUGGAUUAGUAGACUUAGAGGUAAUUGUCCACAAAGUGAAAAUGUUUACAUGGUGGUGGUUAGCAAUUGGUAACAAACAAAAUAUUUAUUGUAAUUUUUAUGAAUGGAGCCAUUGUCCUCUAGAUUAUUUGUAG